Molecule: messenger RNA, 1719 nt
Organism: Galeopterus variegatus (Sunda flying lemur)
Lineage: Eukaryota; Metazoa; Chordata; Mammalia; Dermoptera; Cynocephalidae
Gene: CAPN13
Product: calpain 13
Exons: 17
Biological process (GO): proteolysis
Cellular component (GO): cytoplasm
Molecular function (GO): calcium-dependent cysteine-type endopeptidase activity; calcium ion binding
Source: RefSeq, a predicted model, not a curated record
AUGGCAUAUAACCAGGAGCCUCCAGCGGAGACCUCCAUCCUCAAGUUCAAGGAUCAGGACUUUAACUCCUUGCGAGAUCAUUGCCUAAGCAGGGGCCAGCUGUUUGAGGAUGAGACAUUCCCUGCCAUGGCUUCUUCCAUAGGCCAGAAGCUGCUCCAGGGGAAAAAACUCUUUGGCCUGGAGUGGAAGCGGCCACAGGAUUUAUCAAAGGGUCCCCCUCACUUCAUCCUGGAAAGUGCAAGCAGGUUUGACAUCCAACAAGGAAUAGCAGGAGACUGCUGGUUCCUGGCAGCCCUGGGCUCCCUGACGCAGAACCCACCAUGUCUGCAGAAGAUCCUGAUAGCCCAAAGCUUUGCACACCAGUAUGCGGGGAUUUUCCAUUUUCGGUUCUGGCAGUGUGGCCAGUGGGUGGAAGUGGUGGUGGAUGACCGCCUGCCGGUUGUGGGCAAGGACUUCCUCUUCGUGCAUCCUCGCAAAGGCAACCAAGAGUUCUGGCCAUGCCUUCUGGAGAAAGCCUACGCCAAGCUGUGUGGAUCCUAUUCCCACCUGCACUACGGCUACCUCCCUGAUGCUCUUGUGGACCUCACGGGAGGGGUGGUCACCAGUGUCAACUUGCACACCUCCCCUUCCAACCUGGUGAUGGCAGUGAAGACAGCGGCCAGGGUGGGCUCCCUGAUGACCUGCGCCACCCCAAAGGGACUGACAGAUGAGGCUGAGGUGAUGGAGAACGGGCUGGUGAACCAGCACGCCUACACAGUGACCGGGGCAGAACAGAUUCAGUACAGAAGGGGCUGGGAAGAAUUGAUCCGCCUGUGGAACCCCUGGGGCAACACGGAAUGGAGAGGGCGCUGGAGGGAUGGGUCUCAGGAGUGGCAGGAAGCUGGUGACCAGUGGAAAAGCCUCCUGUAUGAGAACAAAGACAACGGCGAGUUUUGGAUGUCAUGUCAAGACUUCGAAGAGAACUUCUCCUGCCUGUUUAUAUGUAACCAAACUCCAAUCACGCUGGAUCGUGGGAACAGGCCCCAUGAAAGAUGGUCCCAAAUGGUGUUUAAGAACCAAGUGGUCCUAGGAACCGCUGCAGGUGGACCUCGGAGGGACACUCAGUACCGCUUCUCUGUGCAAGAGCACAUGGAAGGCAACAACGUUGUUGUGUCCUUCACCAUCAUGCCACAAAGUUUGAGGGCAGAAGAUGAGAAAUUUCCACUAAACUUCCAGGUGUUCAAGGUCAACUCCCAGUUCCAGCAGUUUCAGGAGAGAUUGCCGCCCACGUUUUUUUCCCCAUUCAGAAGUGCUGCUCAGGGUGUAGAUUACGAAACCAAGUGCAACUUCACAAGGUUCCUCCAUCUGAGCCCUGGGACCUAUGUCGUGGUCCCCUCGGCACACGGAGAGAAAGCUGAGUUCUUGCUCCGAAUCUUCCUGAAAAUGCCAGACAGUGACAGGAAACUGGGCAGCAGUUUCAGCCUCAGAACACCAAAGAGAAGUCUUUCAGAAAAUGACUCCCAGCAAAGCAUUUUCUACAGAUAUGCUCAGCAGGGGCUGGACAUUGAUGCCACCCAGCUUCAGAGCCUUCUCAACCAGGAGUUCCUGACAGGACCUCCAGGGGACAUGUUCUCCUUGGAUGAGUGCCGCGGCAUUGUGGCCCUGAUGGAUCUGAAAGUGGACGGGCGGCUUGACGAAGAGGAGUUCUCAAGACUGUGGAGGCGCCUCGUCCACUGCCAG